This is a messenger RNA of Mercurialis annua (annual mercury), 963 nucleotides long. Its product is annotated as ylmG homolog protein 2, chloroplastic. Gene Ontology annotation, cellular component: membrane. Gene Ontology annotation, biological process: chloroplast fission. NCBI's taxonomy places the organism in Eukaryota, Viridiplantae, Streptophyta, Magnoliopsida, Malpighiales, Euphorbiaceae. Bases 69 to 851 code for a protein of 260 amino acids. The record is from RefSeq and is a predicted model, not a curated record. The transcript is spliced from 3 exons.
UUCUUCCUCAACCUCCAAAAACACAGUGUAUGUAACCAUUUUUUUCCCACUAUAACAAAGACUCAACAAUGGCGGGUAAAGAGGCAUUGUCAAUGGAGAAUUCAAAAGAUAUUGUACAACCUAAUUGUGUAUUGCUGCUCUCUUCAUGGGUUUCUCAAAACCCAUUUCUUACAAAACCACCAUUUUUCAAGUCCAAUAAUCACAUUCAUAAUCAUCUCCCAUCUCCAAAUUGUAUGAUACGAGAACUCCACAGUUCAAUCACUUCUACUGCUGAUAAAUUCUUGAAUCAUCUUCAUUGUUUUGCUUCUCAAAGUCCAAUUCUCAAGAAUUUACUGUCUGUUUAUUCUGAUUUUACAACACAAAUCACCACCCACCAGGUUCAAUGCAGGGCCUUUAGAAGUCCGGGCUAUCUGUCAAGCCACAACUUUGCUGCUGUGUUACCUGGAGAUUCAGUGGCAGGGAUUGUGGUGGGUAAUGGAAUUCUCAACUUUUUAAACAUUUACAACACUUUGUUGGUUGUAAGGCUUGUUUUGACCUGGUUUCCUAAUUCUCCUCCUGCCAUUGUUAGUCCUCUCAGCACAUUGUGCGAUCCAUACCUUAACAUAUUCCGCGGAAUCAUCCCACCAUUAGGAGGGACUUUGGAUCUUUCUCCAAUUCUAGCAUUCUUGGUUCUAAAUGCCUUCACUAGCGCUGCUUCUGCAAUUCCUGCUGAACUUCCAAAGACCGAAGCUUCUUCCGAAGGAAGUAGUUCUCCACCUCGUACCAUCUUCACUAAUCUCACCAUAUCACAGCAGAAAUGGAUGACAAGGCUUAAUGGAAACAAGCCACAGAGCUCUGCUGGUACCUGUUAGGCCGUUACCAUGAGAGUCUGCUAGGUGUGUAAUUUUUGUAAUAUCAGAUACUGGAUAAUCUUCUUGCUGAAUUGUAGAAAUUCUUUUUGUUAUUGUCGAUGUUGGUUAUACA